Plasmopara halstedii is the source of this 1149-nucleotide messenger RNA. RefSeq names its product Quinonprotein alcohol dehydrogenase-like superfamily. The record is from RefSeq and is a predicted model, not a curated record. NCBI's taxonomy places the organism in Eukaryota, Oomycota, Peronosporomycetes, Peronosporales, Peronosporaceae. The transcript is spliced from 5 exons. Bases 1 to 1149 code for a protein of 382 amino acids.
AUGAACGACACAGACAUCUUGCCAAUAAACAAAGCGACAGCCUACGCGGGUGGAGAGCUGACAUGCGCAUUCGGAUGCGCUGGGAGCAUCUAUAUAGGGGCCACGGACGGAUAUCUAUCUAGAAUUGUUGAUAAAGUGGAUACUAUCAGACGUGUGCGCGCAAAUACCACAAACGCGAUGUAUGAAUCAGAUGACAGUAACAAUUAUGAGCUAUCAUUGACACGCACGCUUUGGAGUGUCCGCGUCUGUAUGCAUGCAAUAACGAGUGUGUGCAGCAUUGAAGAGCUAAACAAAGGCACGCUAAUAAUUGUUGGAAGUGCUGGUGGCGAGCUAGUAAUUUUACGUGAGGAUCUGGAGCUGCGGCGAUUUAAUUUAGAUAGUGCCGUGCAACAUAUUUGCGUUGAUCAGGACGGUGAGUUGAUUGCUGGAGACCUUCUUGGCAAUCUAUACGGCAUUACUCAGCACGAAAUCAUCUGGAAGAGACGACUACCGUCGAUGUCCACUAGAAAUGAAGUUGGACUUGAUUACUUUUACCCACCACUUUCGCAGCCAACAAUCAAAGCGAUCUCGCACGUCAAAUUGCUGGACGUCGAAAAGACACUUUCAAAGUACCUCCUUGUGGCUACUGGACAGAAACAGUUGCUGAUGACUUAUCGCGGCAAAACCUUUGGCAUCAUUCCUACUUGCACGCCAAUUGCAACGUUGACGAGCAUCCCAUUUGAUGAUGAAGACAUUGUUUUGGCGGCUGGGGAGGAAGGAGUGAUCUAUCGUGUUAUGAGCUCUCAAGACAUUGAUUCAAAGGUGAUGCCGAACUUCUGCUUCGUUGUCAAAAAGUGGACUCAAGUGUCCUUUCCUGUGGCGAAAUUGUUACCUCUCAAGAUGAAAGUGUCUGGUACGAAUGCGAAGCAUUCAGACUAUGCAUACAUCUGCCUUGGCGUGGAUGGCGAAGUAGCGCUUUUUCGUGGACAAGAGCUUGUAAAAGAAUGGAGUCUUGCAUCAUUCAGCAAAACAUGCAAUGUGGAAGCGGAUUUCCCAGUCGAUAUGACUCUGCUGCACGAUGGCGAUACCAAUAUUGGGCAACAAGUUGGAAUUAUUGUAUAUCCUAAGAGAAUACACGCUUUCCCAAUCGGGCUCGCGAGUCAACAAUAG